Oikopleura dioica is the source of this 339-nucleotide messenger RNA. The record is from the annotation of a GenBank genome assembly. NCBI's taxonomy places the organism in Eukaryota, Metazoa, Chordata, Appendicularia, Copelata, Oikopleuridae.
AUGACGACGCCAGAAUUCUUGCGUACGCGAGUGAAGGCCUUUAGCGACACUUGGCUUAGGGAUUUAGAUAGAAAUGACGUGGAUGUACUUUUCUUUUCCAAACCGGAACCCGGCUUCAAUACAAUUUCGAUGGCAGAUGUGGAUGACCACGUCUAUCCGCCUCAGAAAAAAUCAUUCAAAAUGUUAGCUUUUUUCCACGACAAACUCAUCGAUCAAUAUGAGUGGUUUCUCCGCCUUGACGAUGACACUGUAAUUCAGUGGGAGAACCUCAACUUGUUUCUGGCGCGUCUCAACUCAACCAAGCCCUUGAUGAUCGGCAACCCAGGCAAUCAGUCUUGA